Molecule: messenger RNA, 448 nt
Organism: Gryllus bimaculatus (two-spotted cricket)
Lineage: Eukaryota; Metazoa; Arthropoda; Insecta; Orthoptera; Gryllidae
Source: the annotation of a GenBank genome assembly
AGUCAACCCCAGCCAGCGCGUCAGGCAGUCUACAAGAGUCAACACCAGCCAAGAGGGAGUCGGGCAGUCCGCUCGGACAGUCAACACAGGAGUCGACUCUGCGGCAGUCGUAAGGGUCAGCGCGCGGUGUGGACCGCGCCGAGCCAGCAAACCGUUCCAUAGGGCGCACGGGAAGCCGCCAAGAGAGACUACUCCCUGGAGAUGCACGUGCAGGUCGCUCUUCCACAGGAGGCCCAACCCUGGGGCCGCGCCCUUUUGGACUCUGACAUCACUGAUGACAUCACGUGUGCCAAGCUCAUCAACAGCCGCCAAGGCUUCGAUGCCUGGAACGGAUGGAAGAGCCACUGCCCGGGCGUCACCCUUCCCUCCACCAGCGACUGCAGUCCCUGAACAUUAAAUUCUCUUUCAAUCUAAGGCAAAAAGACAUUACGUUGUAGAAUAAUACCUU